CACGAAGGGAAAUAGAAAAUGAAAAGGUGUCAAUUCAGCUGACAAACGAUGUACUUGUCCCGCUUGACAACUGCGAUACUACUUCAAAUCUUGCUAGCAGGUGCAACAAACGCGGUCAAAUGGGAUUCAGAAAAGGUUAAAGAGGCGUCGGUGACCUUUCCAAAUGUCCAGGAAAACACUGAGACCACUGGAAACGAGGAGGACUUAGCCCCGGGCGCCGACGAACCGGGCGCCGAGCUAAAACAGCCCAAGGAAGCAGGGAGGUGGUCCAGGAAAUUGCUCAAUGGAAAACUGAGCGGCGGGCCCGAGGUGAUGCGCGGCCAGUUUCCGUGGCAAGCGUCUCUCGUCGUGGACCAAGUGCUCUUUUGCAGCGGCUCGCUCGUCCUGAAAAACUGGGUCCUCACCGCUGCUCACUGCGUCUCAAAUGCAAGUGCUGUUACGGUUAACUUGGGCUCCUUUACCAAGGACGAUCUUCGUUCUGCCACAAUACAAGCAGCAAGAAUAUUAGUUCACGAGAAUUUCGGUCCUGAGAGUCUGCAUAACAAUUUGGCACUUCUGCAGAUGUCGAGCGAAGCUAAACUGAUGCCAGGUUUCAUUGAGCUUGUGAAAUUGCCGCUGGCGACAGAAGCAAACAAAACGUUGGAAGGGCUGAUGGUUGUAAGUAGCGGUUUGACGAAAGCAGAAACAAGCGACAAAAAAAAUAAAGCAGUCCUGAAGUUGGACUUCCCGGCUCAGAAAGUUAUUUCGAACACCGCGUGUCAAAGCUUUUACGGCAGUGGAAUUAUUAGUGCAGGGAUUUUAUGCACGAAUUUCACAGACAGUGGAACAAUAACCAAGAAAUCCAACUGUCUAAAGGGAUUAUCUGGCGGAUCGUUGGUAUUUCAAGACAAGAGCAACACUUGGGUGCAAAUCGGAAUCGUUUCGUUCACCUCUUCUGAGGGUUGCUCGCAAGGUCCGACAGGACACGUCAGGGUUGCCUCGCAUUUAGGGUGGAUUUCAUCCCGAAUUGAAAAUGGAACUAGUGCCUUACUGUCCGCAGAAAAUCCAUCAAAAAAGCCGAAUCGCAUUGAUAAAAACACCUGUCGAUCUUCAAACUUCCAGAAAUUGCAUGAAUGCUGUGAAAAUCCGCCUGCUGACUUGGUCCCGUUUAAUCCAAAGGAGAAAAUUUGCUCGAACAACAAGCAGAAAAUGUCGAUAUUUAAUGAAUACAUUUUGAACAAAGGGCAGCAUUCAAACGUUAACUUCACGGUGUUCUUCUAUGACAUUCAAACUCAGGACCUGUUGAGACAUCAGGCGUGUUUUGUGAACUGCAUUUUUUCCGCGAGAGGAGCAAUUACAGAUGAAGUACAAGGUGUCAUCAAUUCUGAAGCAGUUGUUCGUCUUUUGAAAGAAAACCAAAAGGAUGAAGCGUGGGGCACGAAAGUAGAGACUUCCUUCCGUGCGUGCGAAAAUUUGCUGCUUGACUAUCAGUUUCAACUGCCCUUUGUCGAAUCUUACGGAAAAUGGUGCAACGUGACUGCAGCCGCCCUGGUCCAGUGCACUCAAUUCCAACUCAUUCAGCUGUGUGAAAAACAAAAAUCUACCGGUUCCUGCAAUAGUAAGCGGAAUGCGUUCAAUGCCUGCGCUGGGACAGCGUUCAGAGGUCAAUUAUUGACGGAGCAAACAAUGAAAUAACGCACAAUCCCAAAAGCUUCAGAAUUGUACAUUGAAACCAUUAAAUAAUCUUUGCAACAAAAAACA
This is a messenger RNA of Cloeon dipterum, 1740 nucleotides long. RefSeq names its product polyserase-2-like. Gene Ontology annotation, molecular function: serine-type endopeptidase activity. Gene Ontology annotation, biological process: proteolysis. The record is from RefSeq and is a predicted model, not a curated record. NCBI's taxonomy places the organism in Eukaryota, Metazoa, Arthropoda, Insecta, Ephemeroptera, Baetidae. Bases 49 to 1674 code for a protein of 541 amino acids. The transcript is spliced from 14 exons.